ACGCGCACAGCACAGGUAUUUUGCCGGUGGUCCCUGCUCGAGCCUGCUGCUGCUGCGGACUUUUUAAUAUGUUCAUCAGAACUGUAGCUCGCCUGGGAUUUGCUGUCGGGGUAGACUAGCCACUGUAAUUCAUGUAGUUAGAUCUUAAGUAAUAGGGUUCAAAUACCACCUAAUCUCUCCAGACUAUUAAACGUUGACCAGCGGACUGACGGAGUUCUUCACUGCAGCAACACUCCGCACUGACCACACGUCCUCCUGACCGUUUUAUCACAUUUUACUUUACAUUUCAACUUCAUUUCUCCCUUUGGCUUUGUCAUUUAUGACCAUUUAAUAUUGUUGCACUCAUCGGGAAAAUUUAGCUAACUUCGACGCUCCUCGGAUCUUGUUUUAUUUCUUCGGGAUCCUUGUGAAAGUCCCGUUACGCGCUGGAUAUGUGGUGGAUGUUGUUUCCUCGAUGGAUCUGGUUUCUCUUUGGACAGUGCUACGUCUUGCUCCUGAUCAUAGACAGCUGUGUGAGGGUGAAAGCGAUGCCAAUGUCCAUGCCCAACAAAGUGGUGUACUCUCACGCGGGCAUGUGCCCCAACGAGAUGAACCCCAACCUGUGGGUGGACGCCAUGAGCACCUGUAUGCGCGAGUGCGAGUUGGACCGGGUGAGUUUCUGGGAUCAGUUUUCCUCGCGGGCUGGAGACAAAUAGGGGACACUUUAUUGUGUCAAAAGUUUAUCUACAUAAAGUUUCUGCAAUUUCAUUAAUGGAAUGAAAGGUGGAGAUAAGUGGGACAUGCGCACUCCGCACUGUUUUUGGUCAUUAAAAUUCAAUUGUGACCACAUUGCCUCUGUUGUUUAUUUCUGCAUUUCUCUUUGAAUUAGAUUGAAUAUCUCCUCAAUCAGAUAUUUGUUCAUAGACUACAGUUUUUGGAAAUAGCAGACACUGGUGUAUAUACCCACAAUAUUACAUUUGUUGUCAACAGAUUGUUCACCUAGUCAGCUCAGUAAUUCGAACCAGCAACCUUUCAGUUACUGACCCAACACUCUUAAGCGCUAGGCUACCUGCCACCCAUGACUAUUCACUCUAAUAACUUGUAUUACUCUGCAUUAAGAGAUAUUGAGAAGUAAGCACGUAAAAUGUAUAGCCUACAAUACCAACCUCACAUUGCAUAGUAUUGUUUCAUUACAUUAGAAAAUGCAUCACUCUCAAGUUCCUUAACAUCCUAUAUGUUCCCUGAGUGCAUAAUGAACUGAACCAUGCUGAUCCUAACAGAACACCUCCCAUGUAUCCCCUAUCACCCCCAAGGACUGUGAAAACUUUGAGAAAUGCUGCAACAACGUGUGUGGGAACAAGAGCUGUGUGGCGGCGCGCUACAUGGACAUUAAGGGCAAGAAGGGGCCGGUUGGCAUGCCAAAAGGGGUCAAGUGUGACAAGUUCAUGUGUACGCAGCAGGGCUCCGAGUGCGACAUCUGGGAGGGCCAGCCCGUGUGUAAGUGCCGGGACCGCUGUGAGAGAGAGCCCCACUUCACAUGCGCCUCAGACGGUAUGACCUACUACAACAAGUGUUACAUGGACGCAGAGGCCUGCUCCAAGGGCAUCUCUAUCUCUGUGGUCACCUGCAGGUACCACCUCACCUGGCCAAACACCAGCCCGUUGCCCAUGGAGACCACCCUGCGGCCAACCACUGCCCUCCUGGAGACCACCCCCCCGGCCGACAUCCAUCCUCCAAUGAUGCUCAGCAGCCCCACUCAGCAGGCUGUGUUCGUGGGCGAGACAGCCAGCUUCCUGUGCGAAGUGUCAGGUAAGCCCAGUCCGGAGGUGACCUGGGAGAAGCAGCUGGAGGGCAAGGAGAACACAGUGAUGAGGCCCAAUCACGUGCAGGGGAACGUAGUGGUCACCAACAUCGGCCAGCUGGUCAUCUACAAUGCCCAGCAACAGGACGCCGGCAUCUACACCUGCACGGCCAAGAACCUGGGGGGGGCUGUGACCUCCCACAACCCCCUGUCGGUGAUCCAGAGAGACAUGGGCCGGAAGGAGGGUGAGGUAGGGAAUGCCACCAACCCGUUCCCCUUCCCCGCCGAAGAGUGCCUGAAGGGGCCGGACAGUGACGACUGUGGGGAGGAGAGCAUAAGCUGGUACUACGAAGCCAAGAGGAACAAUUGCUUCACCUUCACCUACAGCCAGUGCAACAAGAACCGCAACCACUUUGACAGCUACGAGACAUGCAUGUUGUCGUGCGGGGCGGAGCUGUCGGCUCCCUGCUCCCUCCCCAGCCUGCAGGGACCCUGUAAGGCCUACGAGCCCCGCUGGGCCUACAGCAGCACCCUCAAACAGUGCCAGUCCUUCAUCUGGGGAGGCUGUGGAGGCAAUGAAAACAACUUUGAAUCCAAAGAGGCCUGCGAGGAGAUGUGUCCUUAUCCGAAGAACCAUAACUGUAAGAUGUGUAAACCGCGGGGCAAGAUGGUGACCAGCUUCUGCAAGAGCGACUUCAUCAUCCUGGGGCGCGUGACAGAGUUGCCUGAAGAACAGGACUCGGGCCACGCCCUGAUCACCGUGGAGGAGAUCCUAAAGGACGAGAAAAUGGGCCUCAAGUUCUUCGGCCAGGAACCCUUGGAGGUGACCUUGAUGAACAUGGACUGGAACUGCCCGUGCCCAAACAUCACCACGGCCAACGGGCAGCUCAUCAUCAUGGGAGACGUCCACAACGGCAUGGCCGUGCUGCAGCCCGACAGCUUCGUGGGGAGCUCCACCGCACGCAGGGUCAGGAAGCUCCGAGAGGUCAUUCACAAGAAGACCUGUGACUUUCUCAAAGAGUUCCCAACAAACCAGUAGUUACUCUCUGAGAGAUCCCCACUAUCCUGUACAAGAGCUGUCUAUGUCAAGAAGAGCAAACUGGUUCUAGCAUCCAGUAGUAGCUAUUGUCUGAGAUUUCCCCACUAUCCAGUAGGGAAGAUAUCUAGAAGAGUAGACUGGGACUUUUUCAAAGUUUCUUACCAUUCAGUAGCCGGAUGAUGGCUUUUGUUGAUUAUUGCUUUCUCCUUCUCCUAAAGGUGGGGACUGAACAAAUACCUUAACACUGAUCCAACAAGCUGUUUCCCUACCCAUGACUUUCUCUUUAGUUUCCACAGAAGUCACAUUUUGUAUGCAUUUUGUCAUAUUUUCCACUGGCUAUCGCCUUCACUCUGAUGUUCCCCAUAUACAGUGGAUAUCUAGAAGAUCCAUGACUUUCUCAGAUGACGGCUGCUGUUAGCUGAUUCCAGAUUCUCUCUCUCCUUUACUCGGAAGUUUAGACAUUAAGUGUUGGGGCUCCUCUGUACUAUGGAAAUGGCUGGAGGUAUAUUUAAAACAACAACAGAUUUAUACUUUGUGUGGAUUCACUUUCUGAAAGGAGAGCUAAAUGUCCGUAUAUAAUACUGUAGUGAUGACUUAUAUCAAGCGCUUACCUUGGAAAUAUUUUAGUUAAACUAAAAUGUCUCUUUGAAUAAUAUUUUAAAUUCAAAUAUAUUAUCUUGGUAUGAAUAUACUAAUGCCUGUCAGAUAGCUAAACUCUGUGCCUUGGUUAAUAUGAAUGUUAUAUUAUGUUGACUUAAAGUAUCUAUGUUAUCCUGAAAGAGACGUUUUGUAAUAUAUAUUCUGAGUGCUUGAGCUCACGAUAAUGUAAUGUAAAGCUUGUGGAAUCAAACAACUCCUUUGAUUCCACUAGAAACCACUUUGUAGUUCAUGAUUGCUUAUCCAGUACAUGAACUGUUCUUAACAUCGUAUUUAUUUUUUAUCCUCUCCUUUUAGAGAUACAUCCAAUUCAAUAAUGGACAGACUUGUUUUGUGUUAUUUUGUAAAUCCAAAUGAUAAAGAUGUUCAUAACACAAUGGUAAAGAAA
Molecule: messenger RNA, 3864 nt
Organism: Salvelinus namaycush (lake trout)
Lineage: Eukaryota; Metazoa; Chordata; Actinopteri; Salmoniformes; Salmonidae
Product: WAP, Kazal, immunoglobulin, Kunitz and NTR domain-containing protein 2-like
Exons: 2
Coding region: 1362-2819 (485 amino acids)
Molecular function (GO): serine-type endopeptidase inhibitor activity; protein binding
Source: RefSeq, a predicted model, not a curated record